CCGCAUUCGCUGCACCUCGAGAUCAAGUGUUUUAGCUCUGACUUGGGCGCUUAGCUUUGUAAGCGUGACCAGUGUUUGCCACCGCGGAUGGCGAGGGACCUGAUCGGGCCGGCACUGCCGCCUGGCUUCAAGAACCGCGGGACAGCAGAGGAAGAGGAGCGGGACCCGAGUCCGGUUGCAGGACCUGCUCUGCCCCCUAAUUAUAAAAGCAGUAGUUCAGAUUCAUCAGAUAGUGACGAGGACAGUAGUUCUUUAUAUGAAGAAGGAAAUCAAGAAUCAGAAGAAGAUGACACUGGUCCAUCUACAAAAAAACAGAAGAGAAAUCAGGAUGAUGAUGAUGAUGAUGAUGGAUUUUUUGGACCUGCCCUUCCUCCUGGAUUUAAAAAGCAGGAUGAUUCUCCUCCAAGGCCUAUAAUAGGUCCUGCAUUGCCCCCUGGUUUCAUUAAAUCUACCCAGAAAAGUGACAAAAGCAGAGAUCCAGGACAAGUAUCAUCACACUUCAACUCUCAGAAGGAAACAGAUAGCAGUGAAGAUGAGGACAUUGUUGGGCCAAUGCCUGCCAAGGGGCCAGUUAACUCUAGUGUAACAACAGAGUUUGAAAAAAGAGCUCAGAGGAUGAAAGAAAAACUAACUAAAGGAGAUGAUGCUUCAUCUAAACCAAUUGUAAGAGAAUCAUGGAUGACUGAGCUUCCUCCAGAAAUGAAAGACUUUGGUCUUGGGCCAAGGACCUUUAAAAGAAGAGCUGAAGACAAAUCCGGAGACCGAUCAGUCUGGACAGAUACUCCAGCUGACAGGGAAAGGAAAGCUAAGGAGACACAAGAAGCAAAGAAGUCACUUGAUAAGAAGGAUGAGGAAUAUAUAUUUUCAGGAAGAGAUAAGAGAUUGGCUGAGCAGGUGUCCUUAUACAAUGAAUCAAAAAGAUCAGAAUCUCUUAUGGACAUUCAUCAUAAAAAAUUAAAGAGCAAGGCCACUGAAGAUAAAAAUAAGCCCCAAGAGAGAAUACCAUUUGACCGUGAUAAGGAUCUCAAGGUUAAUCGAUUUGAUGAUGCUCAGAAAAAAGCCCUAAUAAAGAAAUCUAGAGAACUGAACACCAGAUUUUCACAUGGCAAAGGCAGUAUGUUUUUAUAAGUGUCUUGAUUCCAGGUCCAGGAGAAGCUGUAUUUUGCUGCCAGUUUUUUUCACCAGAGCAGAGGUGGGUGUGUGUCCACCUGCAUGGCCUGUGGAGAACCUCAUUUGGAGGUUGGUAGGGGAUGGUGGCUCUAAGAAUAAUCUUUAAAAGCAUACAGAUUUACCUUGUUCUGUGAGUCCUUUGAGUUCAUGUAGAAAGAGAAAGUCAGCACUUCUUCUGCAGAAUAGAAUGUGUGGUUUGCCUUUGGCUUCUGAGGAAGCAUGGACUUUGCUUUAUGUAAUUAUUGUAAGAGUCUGCGCCCCCCUCUCCAGUUUCACAAUGUUUGUGAUAUCUCACAAGUUCCCCCUAAGACGUGGUCAGGAUUAUCUGCUGAAUCUCUGUCACAAACUAGUCCUUUUUUGUGUUGAAGUUAGAAAGAGGGCUUUCUGGGUUAUCUCGUAUAUUAAGGAAAAACUUAUUUUUCCAGCUUUAGUCAUAAGUAUUUCUAAAAGAGGCAGUUUGAGAGACAAAAUACACCAUUCAGUAUUUAAUACUUUAUCUUCAUGACUUAAACCUGAGUCUUUGAACUUUGCUUUGUGAUUAUACUACCUUACCAUUUAUAUAUGUAACAGUUUGUGGGUAAUUUACUGGAAUUAGAGCUUUUACAUCAAUCAUGGAUAGCCUUUUAUAAAAAAAAUCAAACUAAGCACCACUGAGUACAAAAAUGGAAAUGGAAAAUCUGUCAUCAUAGUCACCCCAAAAGGAGAAUUUUAAGUUUGUAACACUUUAAGCACUGCCUCUUAGGAUGUCUAUAAAUAGAGAUGGGUAUGGUGAGACGUGCCUAUAAUCCCAGCACUCGGGAGGCUCAGGCUGGAGGAGGAGCAAAGCAAUCCCAGGCUAUAUAGAGAGUUCAGUGCCAGCCUGAACGCCUGAACUACAUAGUGAGACCCUGCCUCAAAAAAAAAAAAAAAAAAAA
This is a messenger RNA of Chinchilla lanigera (long-tailed chinchilla), 2084 nucleotides long. RefSeq names its product GPALPP motifs containing 1 (gene Gpalpp1). NCBI's taxonomy places the organism in Eukaryota, Metazoa, Chordata, Mammalia, Rodentia, Chinchillidae. The coding region runs from base 88 to 1128 and encodes 346 amino acids. The transcript has 9 exons. The record is from RefSeq and is a predicted model, not a curated record.